CACCAAAGCAAUUGGAAGUCCCAAAGUCAACCAGGAUGAACAUUCGACAACAAGCAGGCCAAUUCCUCAAUUUCCUUCUGGUCCUCACGACAGCCUUCGCGCUAUGGAAGGGCCUCUCAUUGUACACCAAUUCCUCCUCGCCCAUCGUGGUGGUGUUGAGUGGAUCCAUGGAACCUGCUUUCCAGCGGGGUGAUCUUCUGUUCUUGAGCAAUCGUGCCGAGAAGGCUCAGGUUGGAGAUAUCGUUGUGUACGAAGUCAAGGGUCGUCCAAUUCCGAUUGUGCAUCGUGUCAUGAGGACGCACGACAGUCUGAUUUCCGACCUCGCGGAUCAGAAGCUUCUUACGAAGGGUGACAACAACCCUACCGAUGAUCUCGAGCUCUACGCACGCGGUCAGACACACCUGUCUCGUGAGUCCGAAGUUGUUGGCAUGGUCCGGGGCUUCGUGCCGUACGUUGGAAUGGUUACAAUCAUGCUGAACGAUUAUCCGUGGAUGAAGUACGCUUUGUUGGCUGGUUUGGGAGGUAUGGUGAUGUUGCAGAGAGAGUAA
Messenger RNA from Saitoella complicata NRRL Y-17804, 548 nucleotides. RefSeq names its product signal peptidase I. NCBI's taxonomy places the organism in Eukaryota, Fungi, Ascomycota, Saitoellomycetes, Saitoellales, Saitoellaceae. The transcript has 3 exons. Gene Ontology annotation, molecular function: serine-type endopeptidase activity. The record is from RefSeq and is a predicted model, not a curated record. Bases 36 to 548 code for a protein of 170 amino acids. Gene Ontology annotation, cellular component: membrane; signal peptidase complex.